AUUUACUCCGCCAGAAACAAAUAUUAAAAACCAGUAAAAAGCGCCAAACUAUUUACGGAGGAAGGAAAAGAAAGGAAAGGAAAAAAGAACAGAAAAGAAGGGGAGAGGAAAGAAAGUAAGGAAAAAGAGCAAGGAUAAUGAGAAUAGAAAGGAAAGAAGAGGAAUAGAAAAUCUGUUGAAAAUAAUUACUACUUUGUACGUCCAUGGAAAUGCAAGAUCCGCAAUACAAACACAACCUUAAGGCCAAUUCCAAUUUCGAUCCAAAUCCUCAAAAUGCAGAUCUUAAAAAUCCACUCUCCAAUGCUCCUCCAUCGUCGUCAAUGUUUAGUGUUCGGCCUGGGCCCCACCACCGGAGGGCCCAUUCCGAGAUGAGCUUCCGCUUGCCGGAGGACAUGACCAUGAUGAUGAUGGAUCUGUCUCCUUCUUAUCCGAUCAAAGGCGGUGGUGCAGGUGGAGGAGGAGGAGGAGGUGGUGGUGGUGGUGGUGGUGGUGGAGGCUGUGGAGGAUCUUCCGCCGGUAGUUUUGAAGAGAUCGGAUCGGAGGACGAUCUCUUUUCUACCUACAUUGACGUUGAUAAGCUUACCGGAGGAGGAAACAUAGACGGACGCAAUUCUACGGAUCAGAGUAAUAACAACCAAGGUGAAGGAGAUAAAGGAGCUCCCACUUCCACGACGAUGCCGAAGCACAGGCACAGCAACUCUGUCGAUGGCAGUGCGUACGGAGAGGUAAUGGAGGCUAAGAAAGCUAUGCCUCCUGAUAAGUUGGCUGAGCUCUGGACUAUUGAUCCUAAAAGAGCCAAAAGGAUACUUGCUAAUCGGCAGUCUGCUGCUCGCUCUAAAGAGAGAAAGGCACGAUAUAUACUAGAACUUGAGCGCAAAGUUCAGACCCUUCAAACAGAAGCCACCACUCUUUCUGCUCAACUCACCUUGUACCAGAGAGACACUACAGGGCUGAGUACAGAAAACACAGAGCUUAAGCUUCGGUUACAAGCUAUGGAGCAACAGGCUCAGUUGCGUGAUGCUCUGAAUGAGGCUCUGAAGAAAGAAGUUGAGAGGCUCAAGAUUGCCACUGGGGAAACAAUGAGCCCCUCUGAGUCAUUCAACUUGGGAAUGCAUCAAAUACCAUAUGCCCCAGCAAACUAUUUCCCACUUCCACAACAACCAGGACCUGCCAGUCAUCCAAACAUGCAGUUGCCACCAUUUUCACAUUCUCAACAUAAUAUGCCAGCUCACCAUCUUCAUCAAACACAUUCCCAUGCAGUCUCGGAAAUUAUGAAAAAUGAUCCACUUGGCCGAUUACAGGGGCUUGAUAUCAGUAGCAAAGGACCAAAUAUUGUAAAAUCAGAAGGCCCCUCGCUUUCUGCAAGUGAAAGUAGCUCCACAUUUUGACAUAAACUGGCUACUGACUAGCUGACUUUCCAUGGCAUGUGUGUUAAUAGACUGACAUCCAGUUACUUAGAGAAGGCGUUCUAUUUAGUUCCAUUAUUCGUUCCAUUCAUGUUGUGGGAAUCAAUUAUUAAUUGUUUAUUCUUAGGGUUAUCCCAGAAAAAGGGAAACACCCAGGUUUUGAUGCAGCUUGUAUGAGUUCUUUGCGUAACGUGGAAUUUUGUUUAUCAAUGGUGAAUUCAGGGGAGGACCUAUGGGAGUGAAAGGUCAUUCCCAUUAGGUGUAAGAUGUUUUAUGACGGUGGUGUCAAAUUCAUUUGUAUCUCAUUUUCAUUUGAUUCUGUGUGAA
This is a messenger RNA of Hevea brasiliensis (rubber tree), 1733 nucleotides long. RefSeq names its product transcription factor RF2b. Gene Ontology annotation, molecular function: DNA-binding transcription factor activity. Bases 204 to 1388 code for a protein of 394 amino acids. NCBI's taxonomy places the organism in Eukaryota, Viridiplantae, Streptophyta, Magnoliopsida, Malpighiales, Euphorbiaceae. The transcript is spliced from 4 exons. Gene Ontology annotation, cellular component: nucleus. Gene Ontology annotation, biological process: regulation of DNA-templated transcription. The record is from RefSeq and is a predicted model, not a curated record.